Messenger RNA from Aspergillus udagawae, 666 nucleotides. RefSeq names its product class I SAM-dependent methyltransferase. The transcript is spliced from 3 exons. Lineage: Eukaryota; Fungi; Ascomycota; Eurotiomycetes; Eurotiales; Aspergillaceae. The record is from RefSeq and is a predicted model, not a curated record. Bases 1 to 666 code for a protein of 221 amino acids.
AUGCCCGAGAAUCUAUGGUUACAGGUGGGCGGAGACUUCCAACAAUCCAGAGAUGGGCGCAUAGCUGCAGGACCUAGGCUGGACAGGGCUCCUGGAAGCGUCAGGCUGACAUCUCAUCACCAGGUCGAUGACCUCAAUCGCCGAUUCACCUUUCCCUCCAAUCAUUUCGACCUUGUUCAUUCAAGGCUUCUUGCAACCGGCAUCAACAGGGCCAGGUGGCCGUCGUACCUCGCAGACAUCAAAAGGGUCUUAAAGCCAGGCGGAUGGGUACAAUUGGUCGAAAUAUACUUCAACGUUCAAUCGGACAACGGCUCGAUCACCGAGGAACAUGCUCUGAGACGAUGGAGCACACAGUUCCUGAGAUCAUACGAAGGAACAAAGGAUGUGCGUAUAGGAACACGGUUGAACAAUCUUCUUCGGGACAGAGGUUUCGAAGAUAUUGACGCGAGAAUGAUUCCUCUUCCUCUUUCGGCGUGGUCCAAUGACCCUAGAAUGCAAGCAAUUGGCAUGCUUAACCGAGAGAACAUUAAUAACCUCCUUCCAUCAUUGGCACUGUACCCAUUGACUCAGAUUUCCGGCAUGCCUCAGCAAGAUUUCCAGGAACUCAUUACUCAAGCGCGGGAAGAAGCGGAAACAGCGAGCCUGAAGGCGUACUUUCCCUUGUAA